UCUGCUCAGUCUGCUGGUACUUGUGUAGAGAGAAAGGAAGUAGCGACAGGCUAGCUGGUUAGCCGGUGGGAAGACGCUGUUUUUUUCAGGACCGAAGGGACUUUUGACUCAGUUUUUGUUAACUCUGAGGUCUCGUUUCUCUUUGAGGAGGGCUCAGAUCUCUUCUCUUCGUGUUUCUUUUUCUUUCUUUUUUUUUCGCUUCACAGUCCGAGUUCAAACCUUCAGACUGUGUCAACUCCUGGAGCUUUGUCUGUCCGGGGAACAAUCGUUUGGCAGCCUGCUUCAAACGAGUCAGUCCCUUUUUAUUUCAGGGGGAUAAAAACAAAGAAGGAAAAAGACGGGGGCAAACAGCAGCGACGUGAUUAUCUUUUUUCUGGCCAUUUGGGUAAACGGCGGGGAGUGCAGUAGAGGAUUACAGCAGGACAAUGAGACAAAUGGCCGAGAAAGGUGCAGUUUGGUGAGAGUGAAGCAGUGGGAGCGGCAUGCUGAAGUCACACCCCCUGGCUCAGGAUGAGUGUCAGAGAUGGCGCUGCCACAAUGGCAACAAGUGCAGGUGGAGGAGGGGGAGGUGGACUCGCUACUCCUAAUGAUCACGAUGGGCGCUCAUACAUGCUCCAGAUCUAUCCCCGGUUAGCUGUGCAGUGCCCCUCAAUCUCCACCUGCUGCAGCUUGAGAGUGCAGAAGGAUGCAACUGCAGCCUCAGUGAUCUCAGAUGCCGCUACAGCCCUGGGGCUGGACCCCAGUCGCAUGUACGUGCUGGCAGAGGUGAAAGAAAGUGGUGGGGAAGAAUGGGUACUGGAGGCCGGCGACUUGCCCGUGCAGAGGUUUUUACUUUGGCCUCGGAAAGCCCAGGAGGAACAUCCUCAGAGCCUUGGCUUUUACUUCAUACUUCAGGAGAGGAAUCAUGAUGGUUCCAUCCACUACGUUCACCUUCCUCCCUUGUCCAAGGACCAAGAGGCACAACGAUUAGCUGCCAGGGGCUUCCUUCCUCCUCCCCAGGAUGACUUUGCGGACCUCUGCAACCUCCCUGUUCUUAAAGAGGACAGCAUAUUGAGCAACCUGCGCUCACGUUUUUACAAGAAAAAGAUCUACACCUAUGCAGGCAGCAUUCUCAUUGCUGUCAACCCCUUUAAGUUCCUGCCCAUCUACAACCCGAAGUACGUCAAGAUGUAUGAGAACCACCAGCUGGGCAAACUGGAGCCUCAUAUUUUUGCUAUUGCGGAUGUAGCCUACUAUGCUAUGCUCAGGAAGAGGGUCAAUCAGUGCAUAGUCAUCUCUGGGGAAAGUGGUUCAGGCAAAACCCAGAGUACCAACUUCCUGAUCCAUUGUCUGACUGCUCUUAGCCAGAAGGGCUAUGCCAGUGGAGUUGAGAGAACCAUUCUGGGGGCUGGACCCGUCCUCGAGGCCUUUGGGAAUGCCAAGACAGCCCACAACAACAACUCCAGCCGCUUUGGUAAAUUCAUUCAGGUUAACUAUUUGGAGACUGGAGUGGUCAGAGGUGCUGUUGUGGAGAAGUACCUCCUGGAGAAAUCUCGUCUGGUCUCCAGAGAGAAGAAUGAAAGGAACUACCACGUGUUUUACUACCUGCUUCUGGGUGCUUCAGAAGAGGAAAAAAAGGAGUUUAAACUGCUGUCACCUGAAGACUACCACUACCUCAAGCAGCAAAACUUUAAAAUUGAAGAUGAGGAAGACUUGCGCCAUGAUUUUGAACGGCUGCAGCAGGCAAUGGAGAUGGUGGGCUUUCUUUCUGCCACCAAGAAACAGAUCUUCUCUGUGCUUUCCGCCAUCUUGUACCUUGGUAACGUGACCUACAGAAGGAAGUCGACGGGCAGAGAUGAGGGUUUGGAUGUGGGACCACCAGAAGUCCUGGCUACCCUCUCUGACCUGCUAAAGGUCAAAGAGGAGCUGCUUGUCGAGGCACUAACAAAGAGGAAGACAGUGACAGUCAAUGACAAACUGAUCCUCCCUUACAGCCACUCUGAGGCCAUCACAGCCAGAGACUCCAUGGCUAAAUCUCUGUACAGCGCGUUGUUUGACUGGAUUGUCUUGCGCAUCAAUCACGCACUGCUCAACAAGAAAGACAUGGAGGAAUCUGUUCCAUGCUUGUCCAUCGGUGUCCUGGACAUUUUUGGCUUUGAAGACUUUGAGAACAACAGUUUCGAGCAGUUCUGCAUUAACUAUGCAAACGAGCAACUUCAGUAUUACUUCAAUCAUCACAUCUUCAAUUUGGAGCAGGAGGAGUACCAAGCAGAGGGAAUCACCUGGCAUAACAUCGACUACACAGACAAUGUUGGCUGCAUCCAUCUCAUUAGCAAGAAACCCACAGGGUUGCUGUACCUGCUGGAUGAGGAGAGCAACUUCCCCCAUGCCACAGAUGAGACGUUAUUAGCCAAAUUCAAACAGCAGCACCAGGGAAACAAAUACUUUGUACCCACUCCAGUCAUGGAGCCAGCGUUUGUCAUUCAGCACUUUGCUGGGAGAGUCAAAUAUCAAAUCAAGGACUUCCGGGAGAAGAACACUGACCACAUGCGUCCAGACAUUGUGGCUCUGCUGCGGAGCAGUGACAGAGCUUAUGUGCGGCAGCUCAUUGGCAUGGACCCAGUGGCGAUGUUUCGAUGGGGCAUUCUGCGUGCUACGAUCAGGGGCAUCGCUGCUUUCAACGAAGCUGGACGGUCCUGGGCUGCCAAAACAGCAGGUGUUGUGCGUCCCAUCUCCAGAACGCCUUUAGGAGAGCUACAGCGGUCCAAUGCACCAAUAGAGAGAAUGUAUAAACGAGCAUCUAUGCUCGAUUUCUACUUUGAUCACUCAGAGGAGCGCCCUCUAGAGGCCUUUGAAGACAUCUUUGCUAGCUAUGAGACUAAGAAAGACAUGCAUGCAGAGAUCAUCAGCUCCAUUAAGAACUUGCAGCUGGAUGGUGAGGACCCUCGCAAGCUGCUGCAAUCCUGGGGUCGCCUCCGCUUCCCCCGACACGUCCUUCAGAAAAACAAGAGCACCAGACAAAGGCAGGCCAUACCCAAGAGUUUGUUGGAUUCUCGAUCACUGAAGUUCAUUGUGAGCAUGACCCUGCACGACCGCACCACCAAGUCCCUGCUGCAUCUGCACAAGAAGAAGAAACCUCCCAGCAUCAGCGCCCAGUUCCAGACAUCUCUGACCAAACUGCUGGAGACUUUGAACAGAGCCGAGCCUUUCUUCAUUCGUUGUAUCCGCUCCAAUGCUGAAAAGAAGGAGAUGUAUCUGGAUGAAGCCUUGGUGGUUCAGCAGCUGCGAUACACAGGAAUGCUGGAAACUGUUCGUAUCAGGAGGUCAGGCUACGGUGCCAAGUACACAUUCCAGGAAUUCGUUGAACAGUUCAGAGUUUUGUUGCCAAAGAACUCCAGUGCAUCUAAAGAGGAAAUCUCAGCACUACUUGACAAAAAGUUGGGCCUUGAUCCUACAACAUACCAGAUUGGUAAAACUAAGGUGUUCUUGAAGGAGCUGGAGCGACAGCAGCUGCAGGAUGUGCUGCACAAAGACGUAAUGCGCAAGAUCAUCUUUCUACAGCGCUGGUUCAGAGCUUGGCUGCAGAGAAAAGAGUUUCUAGACAUGAGACAAGCAGCCAUCUUAAUACAGCGGUCAUGGCGUAGGUACUGCAAAAACGAAGAAAGGCGACGGGCAGCUACUGUGAUCCAGGCUGUCUGGAGAGGACACAGACAACGGUCCGAAUACCACAGGCAAAAGAAGGGGGCAACAAAAAUCCAAGCCCUGGUCAGAGGACACUCAGCACGCAGACGGUGUCAUUCUAUGCGUGAGGAGAAAAGAAAAGAAGAAGAAAAAGAAGCUCAGAGGAGGGCAGAAGAGGAGGAACGGAGGAGAAGAGAGGAAGAGGAAGAAGAAGCCAGGAGAAAAGCAGCUGAGGAGGAAGAACGGCUGCGGCAAGAGGAAGAAGAAGCAAGAAUAAAAGAAGAGGAGGAAACCCGGAGGAGGGCAGAGGAAGAAGAGAAAGCUAGAAAAGCAGAGGAAGAGCAGAAAAGACUCGCAGAAGAGGAGCAAAGAUUGGCGACAGAACCCCAGACAAGAGAGGAUCCUGACAUAGAGCUGGUCACAGAGGAGAUGCUGGAUAAAACCCUCCCUGUCCAGGAGAUGAAGCAUGACGACGGAGGUGCUGAGGUUACCUCAAACUCACCUGUGGAGGAGCUACCUGCCAAGGAUGAGGAGCCUGAGAAUGAGGAUUCAGAGACCAACGGUACUUUGGCUGAGGCUGGACUUCAGCUGAAUGAGAAAGAAAAGGAGGAUUUGGAGAACCAAACACUAGGGCAGUCAGAUUCAAAACCUCCUUUGCCCUCCGAUGGGGGAACGGCCGAUGCACUCACACCCACAUGUCCUGCUCAAGCGGUGGAAAAUGAGGCAAGCCUUACCUCCACAUCCUCCAACUCUGAAGAAAAGAGAGAACAACCCAUUGCAAUUAGGGGCCAGACAUCCAGGAGCCAGGAGAAGAGAGAGCAGCGGAGACGACGAGGGCUGGAGCACAACCAGAGAGAGACUGAACGUGCUGCCUCAUCCUCGUCUAUCCAGAGGGACCAACCAUCCUCACCGAAGAGCAAAAAUCAAGAGACGGCUAAGAUAAAAGAGCGCUCAGACAGCAAGGAGCUGGACCAGUAUACCUUUGUGGCCUGGAAAAUGAAGGAAGACAAAGGAGGGAAAAAGGAGGGAAAGGGUUCUUCUGCCUCUGCUGCUCCAGUCCGUCCAUCUACAUUACCUCUGCAGCCUGUGGAUUCUGUACCCGACAGAAACGGCCUGGGUGAGGGUGCCGGAGCAGUAAGUCUCCAACGCCGUUCCGGAGGAAUGAAGGAGAAGCCAGAGAAAUGGAGGGGUGGGAAGAGGAGUGACGGAGAUCCAGCCGAGGGCAGCAGCCCUCCAUCCAGCGAAGAGAGGAGUAAAAGACCACUGCUAGGUGAAACGGCGUCUUCGUCAGUUGACAGCUUGUCCCCGGGUUUCGAAGCGGCUGGUGCCACUUCAGCCAGAGAGAUUGUUUCUCCAUCUGAUAGUCAUCACAGAAGAAAACAUCAAGAGAGUUACCAAGACUCUGCCCAUGCGAUCCCAUCCACACCAGACAGGCCGGGAGGUUUCUUCAGCAAGAUUUUGAAAAAACGGCCCCACAAAGAGGCUCAGACUCCAGACAACGGAGAGCUGACGCUGGCUCAGGUUCUCGGUGAGAAGGCGGCAGCAGGGGAAGCGCAAGCGUCUGGACACCCAUAUUGGACUCUUUCGCAGCAACAUGGUGACCGCGCCGGUAAAGGUUUAGGCGGAAACCCCAGUAUCAAGAUCAGCCGAGCCACCCGGGUCUCUGAGCAGUGGAACGCUUCUCUCGACCGGGAAAUCACCAACGCCAAUGAGCUCCGACAUCUCGAUGAGUUUCUGGGUAACCAGGUCAAUGAUUUCCGCUCGAGGGGAAAGUCGCUAUCGGCCACAGAAACAAUCUUUGUCACAGCAACCAUGCAGUUCAGAGAGACAAUCAAAGCCAUGUAUUCUCUCCCAAAACCCACCAUUGGCUACAAAGGUCUAAUGACGGGCUACCAGAACAAAGUGAUCCACCUGGCAGGCAGCAAGCAGAAAGAGGAGGUUCAGCUCGUGGUCAACUUGUUCCAGUCUGUUCUCGAUGGUUUCAUCAGAGGAGAGAUGAAGAAGCAAGAGGCUGAACCUGCAAAGCCUGCCAAAGCUAGAAAGAAGAGGAGGAAAAAAGAUAAAAGUAUGGAAAGCCCCCUGGAUCACAUUUUCACCAACUACCAGGUCAACAUUAUGCAGUCAUGUGACCAGUGUAACUCCUACAUCUGGGGCAUGGAAAAAGCAUACAUGUGCAGCUAUUGUAAAAUGGUGUGCCACAAGAAGUGCCUCUCCAAAAUAGUCUUGGGCUGCAAUGACUUCACUACCAAAAAGAGCGAUGAAGAUUGUGCCGGGCAGCACUUUGGGGUGCGUGUGGGUCAGCUGGUCAGCGAUAAGAGCCCCGUGCCCAUGGUGCUGGAGAUGAUGCUGGAGCAUGUGGAGAUGAACGGCCUCUAUACCGAAGGCAUCUACCGCAAGUCGGGCUCUGCGAACCGUAUUAAAGAGCUUCACCAGAAACUGGAAACAGACCCUCACCCAGUGCGCCUUGAGGAUUAUCCCAUCCACGCGGUGACGGGCCUCGUGAAGCAGUGGCUGAGGGAGCUGCCUGACCCCCUCAUGACCUUCACACAUUACAAUGACUUCCUGCAUGCUGUGGAACUCCCAGAGAAGCAGGAGCAGCUUCAUGCCAUCUACAAAGUGUUAGAUGAGCUCCCUACUGCUAACUUCAACACUUUGGAGAGGCUGGUCUUCCACCUUGUCAGAGUUUGUAAAGAAGAAGAUUCCAACCGCAUGUCUCCAAACUCAUUGGCCAUAGUUUUUGCACCAUGUAUUUUACGCUGCCCCGACAGUGCGGACCCUCUGCUUAGCAUGAAGGAUGUCGCCAAGACGACCAUGUGUGUAGAAAUGAUCAUCAACGAACAAAUCCGGCUCUACAAUGAGAGGAUGGAAGAGAUCGAGCAGCUGGAAUAUGCUGAGGCUCUGGCAGUCAACCAGCUGAAAUUCAAAAGGAAAAACAUGCACUACCUGCAUUUACCUCUCAGGUACUCAGCUCCUUACAAAGGAGUGGUGGUUCAUGAGAAGGUCACAUCGGAUCUCGGUGUGGUCCCUGAGAACGAGCCUCUAGACUCAGACACAGAGGCUGAGAAGAACCUGGUGGAACGCAUCAAGUCCAUCAAACAGGAGAAAGAGGAUCUGGCCUGCCGGCUGCCAGAGAUGGAGCAGCCCGGGUCUGACCAGGAGAACCUGGACUCUGAAGCCUCGCUGAGCUCCGAGAGUCUUUUAGAUGAGCAGCAGCGCUCUUCUGCUCACAGCUCAGAGCUUGAAGGAGGAAGUGGACCUCACAAGAGAGACAGACCCGUUUGUCCUCCCAAACCGUCAGACCUGGCCUUGCGACACAAAGUCCCAGGUGGACGCAUCACCUCUGCCAGCACCGCUUCCACCACCCCCGUGUCCAGCUGCACUUUUUCAGCAUCUGAAUCCUCCACCGCCUCUCUCAGGCAUCCGCUGCAACGCCGAAACCCUGUCAUCCCAGACACAGUCAAGCUCCCCCCGGGCGUCGUCGCCCAGCCCGCAGCUUCGGCUCACGCUUUCACUCCUGGAAAUGGAGCUUUUAAGUACUGGCUCAAGCGACGAGAGCAGCCUGGCCGCCGCAAGGACAGCACCCAGUCUCUGUACAUUGACAACGCCGAGUGUGAAGUGUUGUUGAAUUUUUCUUCUUGUCCUCCAUCUGCUUCCUCCUCUUCCUUAUCCAUCUCCAUGGUUACGCCCUCUCCUCAGGGAGAGCACCACGAGAUGGAAGUAUCUAAGUGCCAGAGACGUUUAUCUGACCCAGAUAUACCCUACAUGGAAGAUGAUGCCUGACCGGGGCAGAACAGGAACAUUGAAGAAGAUUUAGGCAACAAUCUUUGAGUGGAGAAAUUGACUUAAAAACUUUAAUCCAGAGUUUACAAGCAUGGCAGUCGAGGACCAUUGCCUGUGUCUGUGCAUGUGGAAACCAGAGCAUGAUUAAGCUGCGCCUCUGCAAUGUUAAACUGAAGUUACACAAAGUAAAAGUUCCGAUGUCACGGGGAAUAUAAUCAGGACAUUUACAAAAGUGUCUCAUGUUGUGUGUUGUCCUGUAUCACAUUAAAACUGGACAACGUGUUCCCAAGCACCUUUUCUAUGGGUUUAAUAUAUUUUGGUUACUGUCCAUGAAUUCAGUUGGACCAGAGGCCAUGUUUUCUGUACCCUCAUCUAUAUAUAUGUGUUUGUUUUUUGUUUUUUUGCGCUAAUUCAAAAAAAUUUUACAGAUUCCAGUCGCACUUUUAAUUUGUUCUUUCUCAUAAUGAGCUAAACAUUAUCUCCGAAAUGUUAGCUAGUGCCUUGAUAAUGUUCAUCGAGCUGAUAAGAAACUCAGCCCUCAUGUGAUGGACUAGUGGUCAUGGAGGGAGAAUGGACAAGGGUUUUGUUUGGGAUGGAGAAUGACCUUUAUCUCAGACUGUUAUUUGUAUUGAACCUACACAAGGCAUGUUCACAAUAUGGACGUGAACAUGCAGUAUGGACUACAGCCUGUUUGCCUUCAUUUUUUAUUUGCUGCACGUCAGACAGGAAGUCAUUGCUUUCACGUAGUAAAGGGAAAUGGGAGCAGCACACGCCACUUUCUCUACUAAAACAACAAAUACAAAGCCAGCUAUGAUGCCAUGCCAUGAUGUCUCUAAAGCUCCAACUCCUUGAACGUACCUAUGAGCAGGUUCUGAAGUCCUAAAGCACAGCUCUGGUCAACUUUGUAUGAAAUGUAAUGCUAACGGUCCUUUCUGACUGCUGUUGAAUGAUGAUUGAUAGUCUGUCUGGAAAAUGAGGAAGAUGUUCUGAUGUAUUAUGUGUAAUAGAGAGUGUAUGUUUUGGACUGAAUGACAUGAACUGUAAUGGUUUUUAGUAUUAACAUGGAAAUAAAUGAUGCUUCUACAUCUA
Molecule: messenger RNA, 8529 nt
Organism: Salarias fasciatus (jewelled blenny)
Lineage: Eukaryota; Metazoa; Chordata; Actinopteri; Blenniiformes; Blenniidae
Gene: myo9bl
Product: myosin IXB
Exons: 44
Coding region: 511-7440 (2309 amino acids)
Biological process (GO): lamellipodium morphogenesis; intracellular signal transduction; actin filament-based movement
Cellular component (GO): myosin complex; actin filament; ruffle
Molecular function (GO): ATP hydrolysis activity; ATP binding; microfilament motor activity
Source: RefSeq, a predicted model, not a curated record